UCAAGCAAGAGUUCUGCCAAAUCAGCUGGCACGGUGGUUGCAAUCUUGUGGAAGUUGUGUAUUAUUAUUUCAUAUAGUUUUUUUUAAAGCUGGUAUAAUAAGUGAAUCCAACCGUCACACGCUCUGUUUUGUUUCGGUGCACAGUUAGGAUGUUACCUAUAAAUGUUUCAAUGGCACGAGUAAAGUUCCUUUUGGCAGAGGUGCGAGCAGUUUCAGUACCGCUAAGGCACAGUUCUGGUCGCCCCUGGUUUGCUAAAUGUCAUACAUGUAGUUAUAAGUUUCCUUGUUUUCAUGGACGGUUUUUCUAUUCGACUGAAGGAAGAAGAGGUCGCGAGGUGUCCCUAACAUUUCUGCCGGGAGAAUGCACUGGUCUUGCAGAAGUUGUCAUGAGUCAAAUUCAUGCUCGAAAUUCACUAGGAAAUGUAUUUGUUGAUCAGAUGUAUGAAGUCGUACAGAAACUAAAGCAUGACAACAGUGUGAGGGCUGUAUUGUUUAAAAGUGAAGUAAAGGGCAUUUUUUGCGCAGGUGCUGAUCUUAAAGAAAGAGCCCAAAUGAGCAACACUGAAGUUGGCCAUUUCGUUUCCAGGUUAAGGACUCUAAUGAGUAAUAUUGCUGCAUUACCAAUGCCUACGAUAGCAGCUGUAGAUGGGUAUGCCCUAGGUGGUGGCUUGGAGCUGGCAUUAGCAUGUGACAUUCGAAUAGCAGCAAACUCAGCAAAGAUGGGCCUGAUUGAGACCACAAGAGGGCUUCUCCCUGGAGCAGGCUCCUAUAGCUGUAAGAAUGGCAAAAGAAUCAAUGAACCAAGGAAUGCAGGUGGAUAUUACUUCUGGAAUGGCAAUUGAACAUAUGUGCUACACUCGGGUUAUUCCAACUAAAGAUCGUUUGGAGGGGAUGGCUGCUUUCAUAGAAAAACGUCUACCCCGUUUUACUGGUGAAUAAUACAGGUGUCUUCUAUGGACAAUAAAUGGUGGAAAAUGGCAGACUGUACAGCAAGCAGCUGCAUAACUAAAGACUUCUCACUGCAGUACAUAUACGCUCACUCAAUGAAUAAAUCCUGUGCAAAGCAUGCACAUUUCAACUGCA
Protopterus annectens (West African lungfish) is the source of this 1083-nucleotide messenger RNA. RefSeq names its product enoyl-CoA hydratase domain containing 2 (gene ECHDC2). NCBI's taxonomy places the organism in Eukaryota, Metazoa, Chordata, Ceratodontiformes, Protopteridae. Gene Ontology annotation, cellular component: mitochondrion. Gene Ontology annotation, molecular function: enoyl-CoA hydratase activity. The record is from RefSeq and is a predicted model, not a curated record. Gene Ontology annotation, biological process: fatty acid beta-oxidation.